Molecule: messenger RNA, 10820 nt
Organism: Onychostoma macrolepis
Lineage: Eukaryota; Metazoa; Chordata; Actinopteri; Cypriniformes; Cyprinidae
Gene: nav3
Product: neuron navigator 3
Exons: 42
Coding region: 857-8011 (2384 amino acids)
Biological process (GO): nervous system development; neurogenesis
Molecular function (GO): protein binding; ATP binding; ATP hydrolysis activity
Source: RefSeq, a predicted model, not a curated record
AAGUAAAGUUGACAGCACAAAAAAAAAGGAAGCUAGACACAGCGAAUUGGAGUUUGGCAGAUAAAUCCAGAGAACUAGACAAACAACUUUAGUGUGGAUUGUUUCCGGGAUUAAAGAGAGUAGACCUUCUCUAACAUCUGUUUGUGUUGGCCGUCACAUAUAUACAGACUUACUUUCACUCCAAACAACCCCAAACGUUUCUCCUGUCUUUGGAGUGUUCUUUUUGCACUCGUUCUUUCAUCACAGCAUUCAGUUGUUCCAGCUGCAGCCAGUGUGAGGUGUCUAUGUCCACCGAUCUGAGCUGGGUUACUGAGAGACUGUUUUGACAGUUGCAGUCGGAGUGUGACGCGCUGCUGUGGAAUGUUCUUCAAAUGACAGAGGAGGAACCAGAGAGUUAGAUCCAUGUGUGUGCAUGUGAGAGAGACUCAGGUCUGGGUAAUAAGGCAGUGAGGAGAGCAGAGUGGUGGUUACCUUCCAGAGAAGUUCACGCCCCCGAGAGCUGUUUGGUUUUGUAGUGGCGCUCUGUCAGAGGAGGAGUGGAAGAGAGAGAGGAGGAGGGGAGAAUGUGUAGUGGAGGAGCCUUCUCAGUUACUGAGAGCAGCACACGCUGUCGGCAACAGAAUGAGCGUGUCCGCGCUCUCUCCCGCUAGCAGCACUCUCUAAGAGACCAUUCGCCCCCCUCCCAUCUCUUACGGUCCCUGCCAGACGUCAAGAGCAGACACAGGGCUCUUGUCUCUCUCUCUUUCUCUCUCUCUCUCUCUCGCUCUCUCUCUCUUGUGGGAGAAAGCCACGAGAGACAACUCCUCCACUUUUUUCCCCUCCUUAUUUCUCUCCGAGACUUGCAGUCUAAGGGACUAUGCCGGUAGUUGGCGUUGCAUCGAAACUCCGGCAGCCAGCUGUGGGGUCCAAACCCAUCCACACUGCACUGCCCAUCCCCAACCCUGGGAGAAGCAGCAUGGCACAUGGACUGACACCCAGGAGCUCGGAGCUCAGAGUCACGGAACCUUCUAUGCUCUCCUGUCAGCUGUCAUUCAAGACGGAGAUCCAUGAUAGGAGGUCAAGCUUGGUCCCGGCUCCAGCCACAACUUUGGCACGUAGCAGCAGAGAGGCAGAGGAGAGCAAGAUCUGCAAGAUCUACACUGAUUGGGCAAACCAUUAUUUGGCCAAGUCCGGCUGUCCGAGGCUUAUUAAGGACCUGACUCAGGACAUACCCGAUGGAGUUCUGCUGGCAGAAAUCAUCCAGAUAAUAGCUAAUGAGAAGGUAGAAGAUAUCAACAGCUGCCCCAAGAGUCACUCUCAAAUGAUUGAGAAUGUGGAGACUUGUCUGAAUUUCUUAGGGGCCAGAGGAGUCAGUGUUCAAGGGCUCUCUGCUGAAGAGGUGUGUAAUGGGAAUCUGAAGAGCAUCCUGGGUCUGUUCUUCAUCCUGUCCCGCUACAAGCAGCAACAGCAGCACCAGCAGCAGUACCUGCAGUCGUUAGUGGAGCUUCAGCAACACGUCACACAUCAGACCACAGGGGCGGCGCCAGCGAGCCAACACAAAACACAAGACAUGCAGUCCAGUCUCACCGCACGAUAUACAAGUCCACCAGGUCACAGUGGAAUAGCAGCCCCUCAGAAGAAAAACACAAGGUUACCAGGUCCCUCCAGAGUCCCCGCUGCAGGCAGCGGCAGUAGCAGUAGUAAAGCCCACGGAUCCUCAAACCUGAACAGACGGAGCCAGAGCUUCAACAGUAUUGACAAGAGCAAACCACUUCAGUAUGCUAGCGGCAACGACAGAGAGUCGGUGAAGGGCAUUCCUCUGCCAGGCAGCAUGAACGGCAGUGGCUCGGUGCCUUCCAGCACCAGCGGGCAGCAGCUGGCCUCUGCCAUCCCCUCUCCCACUGCUGGAAAGACCUGGCGCAGCAAGUCCAUGAACAUGAAGCACAGUGCCACAUCGUCUAUGCUGGCCACCAAGCCACCCAGCCCAACCGCUUCCCCAACCCCUCCCUCAUCUUCCGAUCGCCUCCGUCCCCCAAUCACAGACUCCUCCAAAUCAGCCCCCGGCAACCAGCGCUCCAUGUUGGAGAAAUUCCGGCUCAUCAACCCUCGAUCCGCAUCCAGAACCUCACCCUCAGUGGCCGAAAUGGCUCUCCAGGAGGAGGACGAUUUGUCAGAGUUUGGAGAUGAGGGGACCUGCAGUCCCACACCACCCUGCGGGAUCUCAAAACAGCAGGGGAAGACCCCCGUGUCCUCUUUUGCACCCCCAAACAAGACCAACAACUGCAAGAACCACAACAAUAAGUCCUUGCCACAACCCAAAGACAAAGAGGACAAGAACAAGACCAAGAGCAAAGCAAGCACACCACCCAAAGAGGAGCCAGUGAUAGUGGAGCCCUCUAAGAAAGGCUCCAAGAUUGCCAGCCUCAUCCCCAAAGGAAACAAAACGUCCACAGCCUCUGUGAAGAAAGAAAGUGCAAUCCCCGCCUCCAGCGGCAUCCCCAAGCCUGGUCUGAAGGCUCCGACAGCAACCACCAAGCCUGCAGCUAGCCAACCCAGUGUACCUGCAACUAGUGUACCUGCUACAGGUGGUGAGAAAACCAAACUUAGUAAAGGUGGUCAGUCUAUAUAUAUGCAGAGAUCUUUGGGAGGAUUGGAGAAUCGGAAGACCAGCAUGGUGUCAUCAACAAGUACCUCAGCGCUUUCUGGAUCCGCCACAUCUGGGCUGGGUGGUGGAGGAGCUCUAGGAGGUAAUGGUGCAGUACAACUUCCCCAGCAGCAACAACACAACCAUCCCAACACGGCAACCGUCGCCCCCUUCAUGUAUCGGACGUAUUCAGAGAAUGACUGCACUACUGUGGUCCCCACUGAACCGUGUCUCAGUCCCACAAAAGACCUGGUCUACAGCAAGACCGCCAAACAGUGCCUGGAGGAGAUCUCAGGGGAGGAUCCAGAAACUAGACGGAUGCGUACGGUGAAGAACAUCGCUGACCUGAGACAGAAUCUUGAAGAAACCAUGUCUAGUUUACGCGGGACGCAGAUUAGCCACAGUACCCUUGAGACAACAUUCGACACCACUGUAACUACAGAAGUGAACGGUCGUGGCCUCCCCGCCCUCUCAAGCCGCUCCUCCCCAAUGUCUUGGCGUCUCGGCCAAGCGUCGAGCCCCCGUCUUCAGGCCGGCGACGCUCCUAGCUACGCUCCGCCCAGAUCCAGUGCCAGCACCACUGCUCGCUAUGGUGACCCCUCGAGGUUGUUAUACACUGCCCCCCUGAGGAGAGCGGCCGCCUCAGGGGCUCGAGGGUCAGAGCCGGGAGAGAAGGGUGGGGUUUCGGAGGCGGGGCCAGAGGUGGAUGUGACUGGAUACGGGAGCGAUGGUGACAUACUCGCCAAGAAUGUACACGCAGAUGAUAUCAGUGGGUACCACACAGACGGAGGUCUUUACUCUCGGAAUGUCGACCUCUACUCUCGAAAUGUUGGACACCCACCUGAGAUGCCACCUGCUCGAGAGGUCGUUCAGAAAGGGGUCAAAGAGAUGCAAGGGGAAGACAGCUGGGAUGACAGUAGUUCAGUCAGCAGUGGUUUGAGUGAUACUUUAGAUAACAUCGGCACUGAUGAUCUGAAUCCACCCACCUAUUCUGGCAUCUCAUCUCGCAAGAGCAAAGCAGCACAGUCAAAUAAAGAUACGCACAGACAUACCGAGCAGGAUGCUAGCAGCUGGGCUGGUGCUGAGGAUCUGAAGAAGGUUGAUGAAGAGAUGGAGCCAGGGAUGGACAAGUGGAAGACUUCAUCCCCUUCCUCUUCAUGUCAGGGUGAGGAUGUUGGCCAGAAGACAGGUUUGUCCAUCUCUCAAACAGGCUCCUGGAGGAGGGGCAUGAGUGCCCAGGUUGGCAUCACGCCACCACGGACCAAAGGCACGUCCACCUCUCUCAAAACACCAGGUAAAACAGAUGAUGCCAAAGCAUCUGAGAAAGGCAAGGCCCCAUCUAAGAGUCCAAGUAUUCAGCGCUCACCAUCAGAUGCGGGCAAGAGUAGCGGAGAUGAAGGGAAGAAGCCACCCUCAGGCAUCGGUCGGCCGCCUACCACAAGCUCCUUUGGCUUUAAGAAGAUUCCAGGUCCCGCUGGAGCCCUCAUCACAGCCAGCGGAGCCACUCUGACCAGUGGUUCUGCUACUCUAGGCAAGGUACCCAAGUCUGCAGGCAUCGGAAAGGGCACAGGAAUCGGCAAUGGGCGGAAGACGAGUCUUGAUGGUGCUCAACACCAAGACGACGCUGUUUUGUUAGGUUGUGGAGGCUCAAAGGUUCCACUCCAGUAUCGCUCCCUACCUAGACCAGCAAAGUCAUCUAGUGGGGGAAGCAGCGUGGUGGGCCGCAGCGGGCAUCGUUCUAGCUCUAGCAGCAUUGAUUCAAAUGUCAGUGGAAAGUCUGCGGGAGGUAGUGGAGGGGUGGUAGGAACCCCAACCAGCACAAAGAGAAGAGACCCCGGGAAAGUAAGCUCAGGACGCUCAAGUCCCAUCACCAUCAACCAGACGGAUAAAGAGAAAGUGGCAGGGUCAGAUCAGGACGGAACAGGGUUGUCUACCUCCCCCAAAUCCAGUCCCACGUCCACCCAAUCUGGACUCAGACAGCCAGGCUCCAAAUACCCAGACAUUGCAUCCCCCACAUUCCGCAGGUUGUUUGGCAGUAAGGCCAGCAGUAAACCCAGUUCCCCUGGCACCCCUGACUCUGGUAAAUGCCCAUCAGCACUGGGCAGCCCCCAUGGCACACUGGCGCGGCAGGCCAGCCUGGAUUCACCCUCCUCAGGAACAGGUAGCCUGGGCAGCAUGGGUGGGCAGAGCGGAGGCAGCAGCCCGCUAUACGGCAAAACGCCCGACCUGUGUACUGACUCCCCGGCAUCUAGUCCGGCGUCAGGCCUCUCUCUGCCCUCUAACGCCCGGCCUUGGCCACCAAACCUCAGCAGUUCAUCUGCGGGCAGUAAAGACACACUGAGCUGCCACAGUAUGACCAGUUUACACACAAGCUCAGAGUCCAUAGACCUGCCGCUCCCACACCACCAUGGGCAAAAAGUCACCCGCACGGGCAGCGUCAAGUCCACCCUCUCUGAGGGCAUGCCUCUUGACAGAAACACUCUCCCCAAAAAGGGAUUAAGGUACCCUCCGUCCUCCAGACAGACGUCACAUGAGGAAGGAAAGGAAUGGUUGCGUUCUCACUCCACUGGAGGACUGCAGGACACAGGAAGUCCACUUUCACCACCGGGCACAACCAGCACCAACACUGGCAAAUACCACUACUCAAACCUGCUGAGCCCCACCAGUAUGUCACAGUAUAAUCUUCCCAGUACCAGCAUGAGCCGCUCCAACAGUAUUCCAGCACAGGACUCGUUCGAGUUGUACGGGGAGGGACACACUUUGGGGGGCAGUGCCACCUCACUGGAGGAACGGCCACGUGGGAUGAGCCGGUCCGGCUCCUUUCGGGACAGCACAGAUGAAGUUCAUGGUUCUUCUCUAUCUUUGGUCUCAAGCACAUCAUCUUUGUAUUCUGCGGUGCUGGCAUUUUUAGACAAGACGGAGGAGAAGGCUCACUCAGAGGGCCAAACAGUCCAAAAUACGACGCAAAUCAGAAAACUGCGGAGAGAGCUGGACGCUUCUCAGGAGAAAGUGGCGACCCUGACAUCUCAACUGGCAGCCAACGCACACCUGGUGGCGGCAUUUGAGAAAAGUCUGACGAACAUGACCUGUCGACUGCAGAGUCUAACCAUGACAGCAGAGCAAAAGGAAUCUGAGCUUGCAGAGUUAAGAGAGACCAUCGAGGCAUUGAAAGCUCAGAACACAGAUGCUCAGACGGCCAUUCAAGUGGCCCUCAACGGCCCCGAUCACAUUCAUAAAGACCUGAGGAUCCGUCGACAGCACUCGUCAGAAAGUAUGUCCAGUAUUAACAGUGCAGCCAGUCACUCCAGUAUGGGUAGCGCUAAAGAUGCAGAUGACAAGAAGAAAAAGAAGAAAAGCUGGGGCAAGGAUAGAGGACAAAAGGUGGCUGAUUCCAUCCCCGCCCAGUUGCGGAGCUCCUUUAAGCAGGCCUUCAGCAAGAAAAAGACCAACAAGCCCCAAUCAUCUCACGAUGAGAUUGAAGAGAUGACUGAUUCCUCCCUUCCUUCUUCACCCAAACUACAGCACGCCAACAGACAGACCAGCACCACCCAACCACUGCGCUCAUCACCCUCCACCACUGAACUGUGUGAAUGUACAGAGGCUGAGGCAGAGAUUAUCCUCCAGCUGAAGAACGAGCUGAGAGAGAAGGAGCUGAAGCUGACUGAUAUCAGACUGGAGGCGUUAAGCUCCGCCCACCACCUUGACCAGAUACGAGAAGCCAUGAACCGCAUGCAGAAUGAGAUUGAGCUGCUGAAGGCCGAGAACGACAGACUGAAGUCUAGCGGCAACACCACACCUGCUGCCACACCUGCUAAAGCAGCCCGUCCCCCUUCAGAAACCUCCAGCACAUCCUCCUCAUCCUCACGGCAAUCUCUGGGGCUGUCGCUGAACAACCUCAACAUCACAGACACCAUUAUGUCAGAUAUUCUGCUGGAUGAUGGCUACGAGGGCAAUCUACGCAAAGAGGGCAGGAGUGUCCGUAUAGUGGUCACAAUCAACAGCGACUCCAACAAAACCAAGGCUAUGCAGAAGAAGGAGUAUCUGAUUGGCUCCAUUGGCGUCAGCGGCAAGACUAAGUGGGAUGUUUUGGACGGUGUAAUACGACGCUUGUUUAAGGAGUAUGUGUUCCGCUUGGAUCCGUUGACCAGUUUGGGCCUGAAUUCGGAUAGUAUAGUGUGCUACAGGAUGGGGGAUGUGGUCCGAUCUCAUGCCUCUGAGGUUCCUGAACUCUUGCCGUGUGGAUAUCUGGUGGGCGACAACAACGUCAUCACAGUCAGUCUCAAAGGUGUGAAGGAGGGUAGCAUUGAUGACCUGGUGUUUGACACACUGAUUCCUAAACCCAUCAUUCAACGCUACUUAAACCUGCUGAUGGAGCACCGUAGAAUUAUCCUGUCUGGUCCCAGUGGAACCGGUAAAUCCUACCUAGCCACUAAACUAGCUUACUUCAUCAUCUCCAAGACUGGUCAAGAGGUGACCGACACUAACCUGGCUAGCUUCAAUGUGGACCAGAAAUCCAGCAAGGAUCUUCGGCAGUACCUUUCAAGUCUGGCCGAGCAGUGCAACACAGAGGAGUGUGAGAUCGAGCUGCCCUCCGUUGUUAUUCUGGAUAACCUCCAUCAUAUUGGCUCCCUAAGUGACAUCUUUAAUGGAUUCCUCAACUGCAAAUAUCACAAAUGCCCGUAUGUCAUAGGAACUAUGAACCAGGGUGUGUCCUCCUCUCCAAACCUGGAGCUGCAUCACAACUUCAGGUGGGUGCUGUGUGCCAAUCACACUGAGCCAGUGAAGGGCUUCCUGGGCCGAUUCCUGAGAAGAAAGCUGAUUGAAACUGAGAUUGAUAAAAACAUGCGCAGUAACGACCUCAUCAAAAUCAUUGACUGGAUUCCUAAAACCUGGCAACACCUGAAUUCCUUCUUAGAGGCUCACAGCUCCUCAGACGUCACUAUCGGUCCUCGGCUGUUUCUGUCCUGUCCGAUGGACGCGGACGGCUCACGUGUGUGGUUUACUGACCUGUGGAACUAUUCUCUGGUGCCAUAUCUACUGGAAGCAGUACGAGAAGGACUGCAGCUGUAUGGUAAGAGGGCGGCAUGGGAGGACCCGUCCAAAUGGGUGAUUGAUACCUACCCCUGGAGCUCCGCCUCCCUGCAGCAUGAAGGCCAGUCACUGCUGCAGCUGCGGCCGGAGGACGUGGGCUAUGAUGGCUACAGCUCCUCUAAAGACGGAGCCGCCUCCAAACAAGUAUCUCAGAGCGACACAGAGGGAGAUCCACUGAUGAAUAUGCUAAUGAGGCUACAGGAAGCUGCUAACUACUCCAGCGCCCAAAGCUGUGACAGCGACAGCGCCAGUCACCACGACGACCUGCUGGACUCCUCAUUGGAGUCUGCCCUCUAGGCCUGCCCCAUUAGAAGAAGAAGUCUUCUGAUCGGUUUAAAAACAGAGCAAAGGGCCCACAGGACUUGUGCUUAUGAAACAGCCUGGCGCCUCCGGUGGUAAAAGGAUGCAGAGUCCAGGAUACGGAGAAUGAAAAGGUGCUGGUGGCACACACGACACUGGCGAAAAGUGUGUGUGCCCACAUAAUUUAUAAAACCAACUGGAAUUUGAAUUUGUUGGAGGUGAUCUGUUAGUUACACAUGUUUACAGAGGCAAGUGUUUAUUUUAAAUUCACUGAGGUGCAAAAAACUAAAGGGCAACAUUCUGAAUUCUGACCUCAGUCGAUAAACUGGUGCUGCCGUGGUGCCAAAACCAACACGUGGUUUACACUCAUCUCGCCAGCACCAUUCAUGAAACGCCUCUAGCCAACAAGCACAAACGUGCAACGUGUCAUUACCGCUACUGUGAAAUCAUACGCAAAUUCGCAAAUCUCCACCACUCCUUUCACUGCCAAGCGUAUAGUGACCUACAGCACCCCUGCACCACACCGUUCCAUGCAGUAGUCUUUCGUUUGUCCCCAUGGCCGUUUGCGUAGUUCUUUCUCCUCUCCGCAGGUACGAAGCAACCGUUUGUAGGAGAGUGUACCAGCUUUGUGAAAAAGACCAGAAAAUGGUGCUUUCUUGCUGCCUUAAAUGUGCUGAGCUCCGAAGACAUUUAAAUGUGGUGCAACUGUCCUUCUCCUCAGAAAUGAUGGCGUUGGACAGAACCGAUCAAACAUUUUCCUAAAGAUGCCACGUCCACAUAUUUUAUUUUUGUUACAAUUAGUGUAAAACACGGCAUUAUAAAGGUCCAAAUGUAUAAAAGUAAAAAAGAUCUUUAUGUAAUCCCAGUUGAGCUGGGAUCACUUGAAUUGAGAGCACAAAUCCGACGCGUCGCUUCGCUAGCAUGCCGUUUUUACUUUGCUAUAUGUGUGUACUUGCACGCGGAAACAUUUUUCAGUCCCGUGCGCCAGUGUUCGUGUAGUCGAAGUUCAUUCAUCCUUUCUUUUGUUUGCUACAUGGGUUUUGCACAGUUGAAAAGGUGAUUGUAAAUAUCCAAGUCUUGCACAGCCUCUUAAAGAUGCACUCUGCCCGGUCGGUAUUGCGUUUCUGCUCUUCUAGUCUAGCAUUACGCUCUUGUGAUUUACAGAGAAAAAGAAAAAAAGCAAACCAGCAACCUGUCCAAACCGUAUAUGUCUUGUAAUGACUGGUUAUUAUACAGAGCUCUAAACUGUACAGUGAGAGGUGAAGUGUUUUUCAAUUUCAGAAAACUUUAGUGUCAGUUUACUGUUCAAGGGCGUAAAAUCAUUCAAAGCGAUUCACUGUUUUAUCUUCGCAAUGCAUCAGAGCCCAACCAUAUCUAACUCGCAUAACACUGUUACACUUCCUGUCCUGCAGCUUUCAGAGACACUGGUCCCUUUGGACGUAAACCUCACUUAAAGACCCCAUGAAUGUUUUAUUGUAGAACCCGACUGCCGAAAAUAGCCAUUCUAAAGAGCAUCUGAUUGGACAAAAAUGUGUAUGCAUCCUUAAAUGUGGGAUAAUGUUUAUGAAAGAUAAAUACUGUACAUUUUAAAUGUGUAUAUCUGCUUAAAGUAUUUUUUAUCAACUUUUAAGAGUACAAGAGCAUAUAAAUGACCUCAAAACUAAUAGGCAGACAAAAAGCCACAAAACUCUUCAUUUUAAAUUCAUGGGAUUUUAUUUGAUCAUUGCACUAGAUAACCAAAUCAAAUCAAGUGGCAUAUAUUUUCCAUACAAAUAUUUCACAAAGUUUGUUAACGUUUUUGAAUAAUGAACCAUUACAGUGUUCAAAAUGAACACAAGAAUUAUUGGAGGACACUUUCUGAUCGUCAAACGUAAACCUGUGGUUACUUUGCUCAACUACUAAAUUAACAGGAGACAAAGUUGAAGGUUUAACAUCAUUGGUUAUGAAGAUGCGACUUGGUUUGGUGUUUUGCAAUCUAAUGUAAUGAUACAGUAUUGGAGUUUGACUAAAGUGUCUGAAUACUUCUUAGGGCCACUGUAAUCACUUACGAUUAAAAAUUUGAAACAGAUUACCCAAUUUACUGUGAAAGACUUUUCAUCGGAUUAUAUUUUAAGAGUUUGCACAUGUUUACAGUAAAUGAAUCUCUGUUUGCUUGAUGUACAUGGUCAGGAGAUGCGAGGUGUUUCAUACACGGUGCUAAAGGUGAUUCAUUGAAAAGCUUUGCGUCUUAUACGAUCAAGCCUUUACCACAUCCAGCUUCACCUUCUGACUCUACUUGUCGCAAAGUAACUCAUCCUCACUGCCACAGUUUUACAGGCUUUAACCUUCGAGUCUUUCCAAUCUACCUUUUUGUUGAUUCAGGAAACUGCUUCUUUUUAAUUCCUCAGCACUACAACGGUGCUAUGUAUUAACCUCCAAACUCUGUGACUCUGUGCCUGAUGCUUUGCUUGUCAACCAUGUUCAGUGUAAAACUACUCAACAGAAACAUUUAUAAGAAGUGCAGUAAAGGUUUCCAACUGCCUGAUGGUCCCUAACCUCAAACACAAAUAGUGAUUGUCCAUGGUACAUCAGAAAUCGUCUUUUCAUUUUCUUCAUGUUAUUGCAAACACAUCUCUCGGUGAGCGCAUUACAUUGAACUACUUUGAAAAUGUUUCUUUUCAGGUGGAACAUUUGUUGGUAGAUGUUUUAUAUUUUGUACAUUUGUAAGUAACAUAUCAUGUAAAUAGAAAGAGACCACAAUUUAAUUCAUCUGGGGGAUUUUGUAGUCUUUGUAAAGCCCUAAUAAAUGGUAUUUGGUGUCACCUGA